GCUGAUGUUCGUUCGAUCAAUACGGGGCGUUGCGGCACGAAACGCUCUAGAGUAACGCGUCACGUGGCUUAGCCCGUCCCAUUCUGAUUGUGAGAGUGAGUCUCCCUAGCAGGAGGAGCCUUGUGUUCCCACCACGUUCAAUUUUUCCUUUAUUCUCGGUUAUCUUUCAUGAUCGCGAGUUUGAAACACGCCGAAAAACUUUCAACAAAAUCGUUCGCAACAACCACCGACCAUAUUAUAUUUCUUCUUUCCUUAAAAAGGCAGCAUUGAACUCGAAAGGAAAACCGACAGGAUGAUACAGAGAACAUCAAACACACCACACGAGUCAACAUGUACGCUCAAUUAACAUUAAUUUGCAUCAUUGCAGUAGCAGCUGCGGAUCCUAUUCCAAGGCAGCUAGCUUUAAAUCCUUACACUCCAAACGGUCGUAUCGUCGGUGGUGAAGAUGUUGAAAUCGAAGAAGUACCUUACCAAGUUUCUCUACAAGCAUACGGUUUUGGUUUUUGCGGUGGUAGCAUCAUUGCUAAAGACUGGGUGCUUACCGCAGGACAUUGUAUAAUAUAUUCGGCGGACUCGAUGGUUGUACGUGCUGGAACAACCACAAAGAGUUCAGGAGGUAGUCAACACAAGGUAGCAGAGAUCAUCAGACACGAGAACUACAGGACCAACAUGAAUGGUAUUCCAGAAAACGACGUUGCCUUAAUUCGUGUAGCAACCCCAUUCGAAUUGGAUGCAAAACGUCAGCCAAUUUCCUUGUUCGAGUUUAACGAAGAAUCUGUUCCUGGAGUAAAAGCUACGAUCACUGGUUGGGGUGCAAUCUAUCAAGGGGGUUCAACUUCGGAAACUCUUAAGAUCGUCAAUAUUCCAAUGAUUUCUAAAGUAGACUGCAAUGAAGCUUAUUCUUCAUUCGGCGGUGUUCCAGCUGGACAAAUCUGUGCCGCUUAUCCACAAGGUGGCAAAGACGCUUGCCAAGGUGACUCUGGUGGUCCUCUUGCUAUCGAAGGUCGAUUGGCUGGUAUCGUAUCUUGGGGUAACGGAUGUGCGAAGAAAGGAUUUCCAGGAGUUUAUACCGAAGUUGCUGCUUUCCGUGACUGGAUCGAUUCCAAACUCAAACCUUAAAUUCAAUACUGAACCGACAAAGUAUCGAUCGACCAAUAAUAUUUUUCUUAUUUGUUUUUUUCUUAUU
Molecule: messenger RNA, 1186 nt
Organism: Polistes dominula (European paper wasp)
Lineage: Eukaryota; Metazoa; Arthropoda; Insecta; Hymenoptera; Vespidae
Product: trypsin-1
Biological process (GO): proteolysis
Molecular function (GO): serine-type endopeptidase activity
Source: RefSeq, a predicted model, not a curated record